Molecule: messenger RNA, 966 nt
Organism: Perognathus longimembris pacificus (Pacific pocket mouse)
Lineage: Eukaryota; Metazoa; Chordata; Mammalia; Rodentia; Heteromyidae
Gene: Fkbp6
Product: FKBP prolyl isomerase family member 6 (inactive)
Exons: 8
Coding region: 1-966 (321 amino acids)
Molecular function (GO): protein binding; peptidyl-prolyl cis-trans isomerase activity
Source: RefSeq, a predicted model, not a curated record
AUGAGCGCCUUCACCGGUUCCCAGAAUGUAAUGCCACCCUCUCCAUAUGAGCGGUUGAGUCAGAGGAUGCUGGACAUUUCCGGGGACCGGGGUGUGCUAAAGGAUGUCAUCCGGGAGGGUGCCGGAGAUCUGGUGGCACCUGACGCCUCAGUGCUGGUGAAAUUUUCUGGUUACCUGGAACACAUGGACAAACCUUUUGAUUCAAAUUGCUACAGAAAAACUCCUCGAUUGAUGAAGCUUGGAGAGGAUAUCACACUCUGGGGCAUGGAGCUGGGCCUUCUGAGUAUGCGGAGAGGGGAGCUGGCCAGGUUCCUGUUCAAGCCGGCCUAUGCCUAUGGCACACUGGGGUGUCCUCCUCUCAUCCCCCCCAACACCACUGUUCUAUUCGAGAUUGAGCUUCUUGACUUCUUGGACUCAGCUGAGUCAGACAAGUUUUAUGCCCUCUCAGCUGAGCAACAAGAGCAGUUUCCACUUCAGAAGGUCCUCAAGGUGGCAGCAACUGAAAGGGAGUUUGGCAACUACCUGUUCCGCCAGAACCGCUUCUAUGAUGCCAAAAUGAGGUAUAAAAGGGCCUUGCUGCUUCUCCAUCGGCGGUUAGCUCCCCCUGAAGAGCAGCACCUGGUAGAGGCUGCCAAGCUUCUUGUUCUUCUUAACCUGUCCCUUGUGUACCUGAAGUUAGACCGCCCAACGGCGGCUCUGCGCUUUGGGCAGCAGGCUCUGACCAUUGACCAAAGGAAUGCCAAGGCCCUCUUCAGGUGUGGACAGGCUUGUCUCCUCCUGACCGAAUACCAGCAGGCCCGGGACUUUCUGGUGCAAGCUCAGAAGGAGCAGCCCCUCAAUCAGGACAUCAACAACGAGCUGAGGAAGCUGGCCAGCUGUUACAGAGACUACAUGGACAAAAAGAAAGAAAUGUGCCACCGAAUGUUUGCUACUUGUGAAGACGGCUCCACUGUGGGAGGAAACUGA